CAUUUUCUCCACAUGGAAAACAGCUGAUCGGGUGAAGAAAAUUGUUAAUCCAAAUAAUUGAAUCAAUUGAUUUUCUUUUAUUUUUAAUUAGUUUUUUUUGUUUCUAUUUGAAUUUUGAUUUUUUCUUUUUUCUCUGUGAUUUUUUUGUUGAUUGUUAACCAUGACUUCGAUCAAUGGAAUGGUCGCUUUUAUAACUGGAGCUGCUUCGGGUCUUGGUAAAGCUACUUUGCAACAUUUCAUCUCGAAAGGAGCUCGAGGUGUUUAUUGUUUCGAUAUGCAAGAUUAUCCCGAUAAGGUGGAAGGUAAUUGUUUCGCUGGUCGUCGAGGUGAUGUUAGGAGUGAGGAGAAUGUGGCUGCUGCUUUGGAAGAAUGUCACAGUAAAUUUGGAAAAAUAGACACAAUAGUUAAUUGUGCUGGUGUUUCAGUUGCUUUUAGGGUGUUUAAUUUUAAGAAAAAUCGGCCUCAUGAAUUGAAAGAUUUUCGUGAUGUCAUGGAAAUCAAUGCAAUGGGAACCUUUAAUGUCAAUCGAUUAGCGGCUGGUUAUUUAUAGAAUACACCUGAUGAAAAGAAUGGACUUAGAGGAUUAAUUAUUAAUACUUCGGGAAAUGCUGCUCUCGAUGGACAAAUUGGACAGACGGCUUAUUCUGCUUCAGCUGGAGCAAUUAACAGCAUGACAUUGCCUUUAGCUCGUGAUUUGGGUGUGGUUGGAAUACGUUGUCUUACAAUUUCCUGUGGAUAUUUUAAAACGCCACUUCUCUCAUAUCUCCCAAGUAACAUUCUUGAAUUUUUAGCUAAUUCUUCCCUUUGUCCCAAAAGAUUAGGAGAACCUGAAGAUUAUGCCAAAUUAGUGGAAGCUAUUAUUCAAAAUCCCUAUUUAAAUGCCACAAUAAUCAAAUUAGACGGUGGAAUGAGAAUGUUAGUCUAAACAAUUAACCAUUAGCGUAACAAAAUUAGUGCUAAAUAGUAAUUUUGUUACUAGAUCAACCAAAAAGUCUCAAUUGUUGAAACUUUUGUCUACUCUCAACAAUAUGACCAAUUUUUUUUGUACAAAAAAAAUGCAUUUCAAACUUAUGUAAAUAUUAACAUUGAAAUUUAGAGUAAAUUAAGUUUCUUUUCACAAAAGCAAAA
Molecule: messenger RNA, 1128 nt
Organism: Panonychus citri (citrus red mite)
Lineage: Eukaryota; Metazoa; Arthropoda; Arachnida; Trombidiformes; Tetranychidae
Product: 3-hydroxyacyl-CoA dehydrogenase type-2-like
Biological process (GO): androgen metabolic process; fatty acid metabolic process; estrogen metabolic process
Cellular component (GO): mitochondrion
Molecular function (GO): estradiol 17-beta-dehydrogenase [NAD(P)+] activity
Source: RefSeq, a predicted model, not a curated record